AUGAAGAUUGCACUUCUUCUCAUCCUGGGCCUGGCUGUCCUCGUGUCAGCCGGGGAACUGGUGACGACCAUGUACCCUGGCCCCUGGCUGAUGAGCCCAGAAAACAAGGUUGCCUCUGUCAUGGGAAACAAUGGCACUGAGACAACCUACAGCAUCACUUGUGCAGAAAACACUCAGUUUACAUGGUGCGAUAUCGACGACGGACUGACCCUCACUGCUGGUGGAUCACAAACCACAGUUGUUCGCCAGAUCUCGUCCGUUGACGGGUACGAAAUACUGGGCAUAUCUCAGAAGGCGAUCUGUUCCGUGGAUGGUACGACAUCAGCCACCUGCACUGUCACUGAUAUGCACGAGACACCAAGUUUCUAUACGGUGAUAUCUCAGGGUUUUGAAGGGGAAUCUUUCUCGCUUGUACCUGUCACCAUUACCGCGGGGACAAUCACUCAACUAUCGGAUACUAUUGUCACUAUGUCAGGGAGCAGCCCAAGUCGUCCGACGUCCCACUCGGCCAGUGCUACAUCGGGGUCGACCAGUCGCGUCUCUAGUGCGGAGCCUAGUGCUAGCAGCGAUGGGGGAUUCAUGAGUAUUAUGACUACCAAGAGCCAGGCAUCGACCACCUCGUCCAGUUCCUCGGUUCGGAGCACCGGAGGAGCGCCAAUGCCCACGGGGGAAGUGGCUGUCAUAGCCGGAGGGGCCGCGAUGGCGUUGCUGGUGGCCGUUUUGUGA
Molecule: messenger RNA, 726 nt
Organism: Aspergillus sclerotioniger CBS 115572
Lineage: Eukaryota; Fungi; Ascomycota; Eurotiomycetes; Eurotiales; Aspergillaceae
Exons: 3
Coding region: 1-726 (241 amino acids)
Source: RefSeq, a predicted model, not a curated record